Messenger RNA from Fimicolochytrium jonesii, 2434 nucleotides. Its product is annotated as citrate transporter-domain-containing protein. The record is from RefSeq and is a predicted model, not a curated record. Gene Ontology annotation, biological process: transmembrane transport. Lineage: Eukaryota; Fungi; Chytridiomycota; Chytridiomycetes; Spizellomycetales; Powellomycetaceae. Bases 133 to 2178 code for a protein of 681 amino acids. The transcript has 4 exons. Gene Ontology annotation, cellular component: membrane.
GCAAACGCGCCUCCUGUCAAUUUCACACCGGUUGACGCAGUUCAGCAGUUUGGCGGCGGGACGUGAACGAAACGAGCUUCACACGGUACACCCCUGGGAAGUGCAGUAGGCGCAAUCCUCUCGGCAAACGGAAUGAACCACUCAACUCCAGAAUGGACGUCACGCGCAGAGAAUCCUUGGGGAGCACUGGCCAAGCCGGCGUUCACCUAUAAGGAUACCGAAACUUACAUCGCGAUCACUGUCUUCGUCCUUGUCUGGCUGCUGGUCGCUCGGAAAUGGACUUUGUUUCCUGUAGGGAGGACGGCUGCCUCCCUGCUAGGCGCGGCCGUGCUAGUGCUCACAGGAGUGUUGAAGCCACAAGAAGCUUAUUCAUAUGUGUCCGGAAACACCCUCCUGCUACUUACGGGGCUAAUGAUUAUAUUGGCUAAGCUGGAAGAGAAGGGGGCGAUGACGUUCUUGAUGCGCCUGCUCUUGUGGAAUAACCCCUCACCCGUAAUGCUCCUUAUCCGAGUGUCUCUCCUGUCUACCUUUUUGGGUGCCACAAUCAUGAACGAUGGCUCUGCCAUCCUGCUCUCACCUCUUAUCACAACCAUUUGCGAACACGGCGGGCUUCCGAUAGAGGGAUUCGCGAUGGCGAUUGCCACAUCGUCGAACCUGGGGUCUGCCGCCACCAUCAUCGGAAAUCCCAAAAACAUGAUUGUGCAUGAUGCAAUGCCAGACAUCGACUUUUGGACCUUUUUCAAGCGCAUGGGAGCUGUCGGUAUCGUGACGGCCUUGACGAAUACGUUCUUGCUUGUCAUGUUCUACAAAAGUACAAUGAAAGGAAAGAAAAUGAAGCCGUUAGCGAUGCUGUUGAAUGGAUCUCGGAAUACUGGCGGCGACGAUGAUGAAGACCAAAGCGCGUUAUUUGGAGAUGGGGACGACGCGACGACUGUGUCGGGCACAGAUGCACGAAGCUCAGACGUGAGUGACGACGAGGGCCAGGCGCUUCUGGACGAAGACGGGGAUGAGGAGGAUGAGGACGUGGAAACGCUGUUGAAAAAACCGCUACUCUCCGCUGCGCAACGUUCAAUCGGAGAGCCAGAUGAUGCGAUCGUAGUCGAUAUACCGAGACAUGUGUUUGCAAAGGGAGAAAAUCGCAUCGGCAGACUGUCAGCGGAAGAGGAGCGUCUGAGGCAUCGCAGAUCCCGCCCUAAAAGCAUCGAGCAACAUACCAAUGGAGUUAUCGACGGACCGUUGCCGUGGCUUGUCCCGCCGGUGUCACCGGAAUUCCCGACGCCGAUGCAUGCUACACCCGCGUAUGUCUUCAAGCACCGUAAGCCGCUCAAUCUGAUUGAUAUUGUUGAGAGCUUACCGCCAGCCUCGCCAUACCCAACAACACUACCCACUCUCCUCCGAUUCAAGCUCGGGCUCUUCCUCGCCAGGGUGUCAUGGGACGGGGUCUCAACCGGCCUGUACAUCGCCGUACUAUUUGGCAUGUACAUGCUCUUCUUCCUCCAUUUCAGCCUAGGGUUCAGCUGCCUCGCCGGCGCUAUGGCCCUGUUGGCGAUCGACUCGACGAUGGCCCGUAUCAGCAGCAAAUACAAAGUCUCGUCAACUAGCGAGCUCGCCACACCUGGCGCCGUGCUGAAACCCAAGCUGGCCGUCGAUCCCACGUCGAUCAUAUCGCAGGCGGUGAAUUGGGGCCUCAUUUGUUACCUCUUUGGGAUAUUCAUCAUUCUGGGAGGGAUCCAGAAGACGCCGCUUCCGAAUACGUUGUUCUCUUUCUUCGCGCCGUUGUUUUCGCAUUCGGACGGAUCGCCGCCACCGUCGCUUGCCUUUACGACAAUAGUGUUUGCAGUCCUUUGCAUCAUCGUUUGCCUAAUCUUCACUUCCAUUCCUUCCGUGCUCCUCCUCGGACCCCAUAUCCACACCAUCGCCAGGCACAACCCUCAGUUCGACAGCAUCGGAUGGUUCGUGCUUGCCUGGUGCGUCACAGCGUGUGGAUGUCUGUUACCAUUCGGGAGUGUCUCGGGCUUGAUUGUCGCUGAGGUGUGCAGAUCUGACGGGGACGAGAAAGCCACGAAAAAGGGAGACCGGUAUAUCGGGCGUAUUGGGGUGUGGAUGGAGUAUUGCGCGUGGGCGGUCGUAGCGCUUACUGCCUUGGGUUUGGGAGUCUUGUUGCUUACGAGUCAGUGAGAAGCCUUUGUACAUAUCGUAUCAUAAGUAGCAUCGCAUCAUCCUACACGGGUGGGUCUGUGUAUAUAGAAAUCCUGCCUCACCAAUCGGUCAGCGUAUGCACAUGGCAUAGUAGAUUACAUUCCUUCCUUGGCGGGAGCCUCAUUCAGGGGGCCCUUGAUGAUGCAAGAGUGCAAGUUCCUCGACUUCUUCAUUUAUGUCGCCAAUCGACUGUGGAACGACACUAAACAAGGAAUUGUGUGAUCUUAUGAAAUGU